AUGUUGGGACGGAUUGUGCUGCUUGUGCUCUUCCUGCUCCUCAGGGGUCAUCAAAUCGAAGGGUGCUCCGAUUCUUAUGAAGAUCUGGAUGGUGUCUCAGGGAAGGAUCUCUGCCUACGGCCUACUGACAUUCAGACGAAAAACGUUUCUGCUCGAUGGAAGAAGAAACAACUGGAUUCAAAUGAAAUAACUGAGAUUGUAGACUUGUCUCCUCCUCAGACGAAAAGCAUCAAAAUACCUUCUAUCUAUGAUUUUGAGGAUAGGGAUUUUGCUCUUGUUAUCAAAUCAGCUAAGCCAGAAAACAGUGGUCUGUACUGGCUGGAGAUCACCGACAGCAGUGGGACAACUUGCUGUAAGAACUUCCAGAUUAGUAUAUUUGAUCAUGUCGAGAAGCCUUACCUGAAGGGCGAGUGGACGACCUGGGCUAGUGGGACGUGUCAACUGUCUUUGUACUGCCUGGUGCCCAAGGAUGACAAUGUGAACUAUACUUUGUACAGAGGGAGCACACUGAUCUCGAGACAGAGGAAUGGUACCCAUCUGGAGAGUCAGGCUGAUGCCAGCGGCCUGCAAACAUACACCUGCAAUGUUAGCAACAAAGUCAGCUGGGCAAUCGUCACCCUGAACAUCACCCAGGGCUGUCAGAGUGUCGAUCCGAAAUUCAUAUUUCUGCCCUUUGUGGUGAUCAUCGUUAUUCUGGCCGCACUAUUUCUCGGUGCCAUCAUUUGCUUCUGCGUAUGGGAUAAGAAGAGAAAACAGUCACAGUUCGUCCCUAAGGAAGAUUUGACAAUAUAUGAAUAUAUCAAGGAUCCACAAGUCAUGAGGGAUCAACUAGGACAUUCUAGGGCCUCAGGAUCUUCGGCAGCUGUCCAGGAAGAUGAAACAGGACAAAGAGAAGGGGACGGGUGUCUUUUCCAGGAGCAGAUGCUGGAGCAGAAAUCUCCUGGAAAUGGAGGCACCAUCUACUCUAUGAUCCAGUACAAGCCUCAUGAUUCCACAUCACAAGAAAAAGUUUCAAUAUAUUCAGAAAUCCAGCCUUCCAGGAAGUCUGGAUCCAAGAAGAGGAACCAGAACCCUUCCUCAAAUUAUACUGUAUAUGAAGAGGUUGGAAAGCAAAGCCUCAAAGCCCACAACCCCACCAGACUGAGCCGCAGAGAACUAGAGAACUUUGAUGUUUAUUUCUAGGUGUUGGAAGUGUUUUCAUCCUGUGUUACGCAUCAGCAUUGACUUUGGAAGGGAACACAGCAUGUGAUGAUGAUUCUGUAUGAGUCUAUGGAACAGCUUCUAGGCUAAGAGGAUGUAGAAGUUUAUUCACGGUUUAUAUUUUAUAUUAUAUUUUAUGUUUCAUUUUAGACAAGUUCUGGCAUAGUCCAGCAUGACCUGAAUUUGCUAAGUAGCCUUAAACUUUUGAUCCUCCUGUCUAUACUUCCCAAGUGUUUUAAAUAACAGGCAUGUACCACCAUGCAUGGCUUAAAGACAAUGUUUAACAGCCUCUGUAAGAUCAAGAGUGUUAAGCAAAACUCCCAAACUUACAGGCCAUAGGGUAGAGAGGUUGUCUUGGCCACAUUCUGAGACACUGUAAUCUACACAGCACUGUAUAAGUGUGGGAUAGCGGGAAAUUCCCUUCUUGUGGUUCUCUAAGAUGUUACAUCCCAACAUGGGAUGUCUGCAUUCUAGGUAGGCCCUUCCCUUCCCCACCUUCCAAAGCAAGAACAACAAGAGAUGACUGUGGCUCAGAGAGAAAGGAGCUAUGGUUCCUCCUUGAGGCUGUGCUCUCUGGCUGUGAGCUAGCUGUCAGUUCUCCCACAGAGGCUAGAGUCCUGGCUUCUCUCAAAUUCGGGGAAUCUCUUUGCUUCUGGCCAGUUGUUCACAAGGGAUAGUGGGAAGAAAGUGAGAGUACAUGGUGCAAUUUGAGCGGGUCUCUGUACGAAAGAAUCAUCCAGAGUGUGUGCCGUCCUGAUAAUCAGUGGUUAAGAUCAGUGCGGCCUACAGUGUGAUGGUUGGCUUACAAAGUCCUAGCACUAGAAAUCUGUUUUGUCACUGUCUUCUUUGUCUUAAUCUUCUUCAGUACGAUUUUCCACUGUGUAGCUCAGAAUGGCCUGGAACUCACUGUGCAGACCAGAAUGGCCUCAAGCUUACAGAGAGCCACCUGCUUGUGUCACUGUCAAUACCGUGGGCCACCACACCCAGCCUGUUUUGCCUUCUUUGCAGAAGUCUCUCAAGAACCAUAGGUAGCCAAGUUCAGAGUCCCGUGAAGUGCUCCCCACGAUAUGCCCUGAAGGGAAGGCUCAAAUAGUUGAUUGCUGUAGAUGAGGCAGUUGGGGACCACAUACCAUGCUGUCUCUCUUCUGGCUAGCUCCUUCAGCAGUGCAGGAAGAGCAGGCCCAACUCUGGAUGAGCUGAGAAGAGCAACGAGUAUGAACUGAGAGAGCACUUACUCCAACACCCUGGCAGGUGGCACUGCUCAGAGUCUACAGCUUUUGUUUUGUUUUGUUUUGAUUUGAGGCAGGGCCCCACUAUACAGCCCUGGCUGUCCUGGACCUCACUGUGUGAACCAUGCCGGCCUUAAACUCACAGAGAUCCUCCCUCCUCUGCUGGACUCAAAGGCACACGCCACUCAUCAUGGGAAUUUGACAUGAAAAUGUGCUCUCACACAGAGGCAGUGUUAAUCCUUUGCCUGAAUUAAAGCGGUGAACUUCUUUA
Messenger RNA from Psammomys obesus (fat sand rat), 2700 nucleotides. It is a transcript of the gene Cd244, whose product is annotated as CD244 molecule. Lineage: Eukaryota; Metazoa; Chordata; Mammalia; Rodentia; Muridae. The transcript is spliced from 9 exons. The record is from RefSeq and is a predicted model, not a curated record. Gene Ontology annotation, biological process: natural killer cell activation involved in immune response. Gene Ontology annotation, cellular component: external side of plasma membrane. The coding region runs from base 1 to 1182 and encodes 393 amino acids. Gene Ontology annotation, molecular function: MHC class I protein binding.